Molecule: messenger RNA, 1383 nt
Organism: Phytophthora infestans T30-4
Lineage: Eukaryota; Oomycota; Peronosporomycetes; Peronosporales; Peronosporaceae
Product: ATP-binding Cassette (ABC) Superfamily
Exons: 3
Coding region: 1-1383 (460 amino acids)
Cellular component (GO): membrane
Molecular function (GO): ABC-type transporter activity
Source: RefSeq, a predicted model, not a curated record
AUGGACGUGAUCGCUGGGAGGAAGACUGGAGGACAGAUCCGUGGUGACAUUCUGCUCAAUCGCCACCCAGCUACCGACCUUGCUAUCCGUCGAGCCACCGGUUACUGCGAGCAGAUGGACAUCCAUUCGGGGGCGUCUACCUUCCGUGAGGCACUUACGUUUAGUGCCUUCCUGCGUCAAGGUGCUGAGGUGCCAGAUGCCCAGAAAUACGACUCCAUUAUUCGUGGUAGCUCCACGGAACAGAUGACGCGACUGACUAUCGGUGUGGAGUUGGCAGCCCAGCCCAGUGUGUUGUUCCUGGACGAACCGACGAGUGGUCUGGACGCGCGUUUUGCCAAGCUCAUCAUGGAUGGCGUUCGCAAGGUGGCAGACACGGGUCGAACUAUCGUGUGCACAAUUCACCAGCCUUCAGCAGUUGUGUUCAGGGUGUUUGAUAGCUUGUUGUUGCUUAAGCGCGGAGGCGAGAUGGUGUUCUUCGGCGAUCUUGGAGAGAAGGCGUCGAACUUGGUGACGUACUUUGAGUCGAUGGACGGUGUCUCCACGCUGGAAGUUGGAAACAAUCCUGCGACGUGGAUGUUGGAGGUGAUCGGUGCUGGCGUGGGGAACGAUAGUAGCGCCAAGAUGGAUUUUGUGGAGAUAUUCAAGUCGAGCGAGCAAUACCGCUGGCUGGAGACAAAUCUAGAUUGCGAGGGGAUCACGCGCCCGUCGCCCUCUACACCAGCCAUAACAUUUGGAAAUAAGCGAGCUGCGAGCAGCUGGACGCAGGCAAAGUUCUUGACUAAGCGAUGGUUUGACAUGUACUGGAGAACGCCAUCAUUCAACUUGACGCGAGUUAUCGUAGCUGUGGUCUUGGCUGUGUCACUAGGUGUUUCGUACUUGGAUACGGAAUAUGAUUCCUAUCAGGGCGUCAACUCGGGCAUGGGUAUGGUCUACAUGGCUGCGGUUAACAUGACCAUCAUCACUUUCAACGGCUCUCUGCCUAUCACCUGCAAAGAGCAAGCGUCUUACUAUCGCGAGCGAGCCUCAGAAACCUUCAACGCAUUUUGGUACUUUAUCGGUGCGACUUUGGUCGAGAUUCCGUAUUGUUUUGGCACAACACUGCUUUUCAUGGCGAUUUUCUAUCCUAUGGCGGGCUUUACGGGCGUCGCUGCAUUCAUGACCUUCUGGCUCAAUCUUUCGUUGAUUGUGCUGCUAAUGUCGUACUUCGGACAGUUCCUGGCUUUCCUUCUACCAAGUCUGGAAGUGGCAUCCGUUUUUAUGAUAAUUGUCAACAUUAUCUGCACUCUAUUCGCGGGCUGUAACCCUCCGGCUGUAUCGAUUCCACGUGGCUACAAGUGGCUACAUCCCAAACAAACGGCAAUCAACGAGGCUGCCAGCAGAUGA